AUGGUUCAGGUGGUGGUUGCGGCCCGUGCGGAAGCAUCUGCUAAGAAGCUAGAGAAGGAAAAGGAAAAGGCAGAGAAGCAAGCGGCGAAGGCACAGGCAAAAGCCGAGAAAGAAGCGCUCAAGGAAGAGAAGAUUGCGGCAAAGGCUGCACUAGCUGCAGCCAAGGCUGCAGCUAAGGCUGUGGCCAAGGAGGUUGCAAAGGCUGAGGGCCCAGUGAAAGGUUCUGGCCGAGGCAGGGGCCGGGGCAAUGGAAAGAAAGCAUCCGAGACAGCCCUGGCAAGCCAACCCAGCCCAGUUGAAUCCAGCCUAGCCUCCCAGUGUGACGCUGACAAUGAGUACCAUUGGGAGACGGUGGCUGAGGAGCUACAGGCGGCGGAGAUCCCCAUCCCUCCGGAGUUCACGGGUACGAGGGCAAAUUUCACGAUUUACAGCCCUGCCGAGGGGUCGUCUAUCUGCAUCCGGUGGAAGACAACCGUGGUGUAUGUCAACCGCACCGUGAACAAGAAGGCCAAGGAUCUGCCCAAGGACGGUGUCGAGGCUUCGGAGAAGGAGUUCAAGGUAGACGGCAAAGACGGAACAUCUUUAAGUGUUGCCAAAUACGGCGGGUGGAAGAAUGCCUUCUAUCUCGCACGCCAGCUUGCCGGCUGGCCGAUUAAAGGCUGA
Messenger RNA from Symbiodinium sp. CCMP2456, 663 nucleotides. The record is from the annotation of a GenBank genome assembly. NCBI's taxonomy places the organism in Eukaryota, Dinophyceae, Suessiales, Symbiodiniaceae.